GUAAACAUGUCAUUUAACAUUUAACAUACCCGUGACGUGUACCAUUCAAAACCAAAAAAAAACAAAAACAAGCGGUGAAAUCACAUCCAUUCAUUCAAUUCCCCUGUUUGUGUUCACACUACUCCUGUUCCAACUUCCAACCCUCCAACUCCCAAGUUUCCAACCCUUCCUUUUGUCUUCGUGCGCCUUUCAAUUUUCCCGCAAAAGGGUCGUUUCAUUUGUUCAACUUUAUGGCCCCGAUCACUCGUAGAACCUCUUUCCCCAAAGUUCUCAUUGAGAAAGACUCUGACUCAGAACAGAGUUCAUCCGAUGAAGAAGAAGAAGAAGAAAUACUCGUAGAAGAAGAAAAUGGGGUUGCUGAAAAUGCCAAGAUUAAGAAAAUGGAACUGGGUUUUGUUGCAAACAGUAAAGGGAAAACACCCAUUACUUUAUCUCUCCAAAAAGUUUGCAAGGUGUGUAAGAAGCCUGGACAUGAAGCAGGGUUUAAGGGUGCUACUUAUAUUGAUUGCCCAAUGAAACCUUGUUUUCUGUGUAAAACUCCUGGGCAUACUACUUUGAAUUGUCCGCAUCGGGUCUCUACUGAGCAUGGUGUUGUUCCGGCACCCCGCAGAAAAACAACUAAACCUUUGGAGUAUGUGUUUGAACGCCAGCUAAGACAUGCCAUACCUCUGAUCAAGCCAAAAUGUGUGAUCCCAGACCAAGUGCAUUGCGCUGUUAUCAGAUAUCAUAGUAGACGGGUAACAAGUUUGGAGUUCCACCCGACGAAGAAUAACAUCCUGUUAUCGGGGGAUAAGAAAGGACAAAUCGGAGUUUGGGAUUUUGAAAAAGUAUAUGAGAAAGUAGUCUAUGGGACCAUACAUUCUUGUUUAGUGAAUACAAUGAAGUUUAAUCCUAGAAAUGAUUGCAUGGUCUAUUCCGCAUCCUCAGAUGGAACCGUUAGUUGUACUGACUUGGAGACUGGAAUAUCAUCCUCUCCGAUGAACCUGAAUCCGGACGGAUGGCAGGGUCCGAACACUUGGAAAAUGCUCUAUGGCAUGGAUGUUAAUUGUGAGAAAGGUCUUGUGCUUGUUGCCGAUAACUUUGGUUUUCUUCACUUGGUUGACAUGCGGUCCAACAACAGGAAUGGUGAUGCAGUUCUGAUUCAUAAAAGAGGUAGUAAAGUUGUUGGUAUCCAUUGCAAUCCUCUUCAACCGGACAUCCUUUUGACUUGUGGAAAUGAUCAUUACGCUCGUAUAUGGGAUUUGCGUCACUUAGAAGCCGGGUCAUCACUUUGCAGCCUUGAGCACAAGCGUGUUGUUAACUCUGCAUAUUUCUCUCCAAUAUCUGGAAACAAAAUUCUUACUACAUCGCAGGACAACCGUCUUCGUAUAUGGGAUUCUAUCUUUGGUAACAUGGAAUCUCCUAGCCGAGAAAUUGUGCAUAGCCAUGAUUUCAAUCGCCAUUUAACACCCUUCAAAGCUGAAUGGGAUCCAAAGGAUUCAUCUGAGUCACUUGCCGUUGUUGGCCGUUAUAUAAGUGAAAAUUUCAACGGUGCAGCGUUGCAUCCUAUUGAUUUUAUAGAUAUCAGUACAGGGCAAUUGGUAGCGGAAGUCAUGGACCCAAACAUCACGACAAUCAGUCCGGUGAAUAAGCUUCAUCCACGCGAUGAUAUUCUAGCUACUGGAAGUUCUAGAUCUCUAUUCAUUUGGAAGCCCAGGGAGAGAUCCGAGCCCGUUGAGGAGAAAGAUGAAAGGAAGAUUAUUGUAUAUGGAAAAGCAGAGAAGAAACGCGGCAAGAAGAAGGGUGAUGAUAGCGAUGAAUCCGAUGAUGAUGAUGGAUUUUCCAAGCUCAAGAAGCCAAAGUCCAAGCAAACUGAGUGGAAAUUGGCUCGCUGUUCGAAAAAAGGAUAAUCACUAAAAUAUUCAGAUUUUUUUGUGUUUGAAGGUUUUUCUAAUCCAACUGCUAACCCUGUAUAGGUUACCAUGCACCCUUCAUAGUUUUGUUUUUUGAGGUUGGGGCAGUGAUUUUGUGUAAGAAUGCAAGCCUGGAUGGCUUUUUAUGUGACUCACUUUUUUUUGUACCAAGUGUAUCUUUUUCAUAUUAAAGUUGUUGGUUUUUAUUGGAUU
Messenger RNA from Lathyrus oleraceus (garden pea), 2105 nucleotides. Its product is annotated as protein DAMAGED DNA-BINDING 2. Gene Ontology annotation, molecular function: protein binding; damaged DNA binding. Gene Ontology annotation, biological process: response to UV; DNA repair. NCBI's taxonomy places the organism in Eukaryota, Viridiplantae, Streptophyta, Magnoliopsida, Fabales, Fabaceae. The record is from RefSeq and is a predicted model, not a curated record. Gene Ontology annotation, cellular component: nucleus; Cul4-RING E3 ubiquitin ligase complex. The transcript is spliced from 11 exons. Bases 231 to 1889 code for a protein of 552 amino acids.